Molecule: messenger RNA, 2637 nt
Organism: Symbiodinium sp. CCMP2592
Lineage: Eukaryota; Dinophyceae; Suessiales; Symbiodiniaceae
Source: the annotation of a GenBank genome assembly
AUGUGCGCUCAGCCGCCGAUCCUCCCUCAGAGCCUCCCGCCGCCUCCGCCACACUUCGGGCAGCUUCGCGGCCCAAAGCAAAGUCGCCGCGCGACAUGCCCAGCUCUGACACAGCGGGAAGAGACAAUGUACGAGCCUUGUGUGGGUCAAGGUCACCCCUCUCCACCCUCCGCUGGCUGCCAUCCGAUGGAGAGAUCCCUCCCUAAGGGAAGCAUCUAUGAUCAGCCGAUGCAGUACAUGAUCGUUCUGCCGGAAUCACAAACCUCGCAUGGACGAAGUUCAAGCAAGAGGUCACAGAUCCGGCUGGGACAAAGCGGCGCGCCCCAAGGGAGUUUGGAGCCGCAGGGCAGAAGACACCUGCAGAGCAUGGAAGAAAAGUCCGAUGACGGCUGGGGCCUGGCCUCCCAGCGGAGCGAGGCUCGCAGUCACGGCGCACGUCAAGGCGCAGCAGCGGAACGACGCAUAGAGAACUAUGAUGCCGGAUGCUUGGGACGCCGACCGAGCAUCGUGGAGGAGACGCGGUUGCAGCAACGGCAAUGGCACCAGCAGCUUCGGAAAGCACGCCUGCUGGAAAAAUCCGAGAGCCAACUUCAGCGACAAGAGGAGCGUUCUCGUGCUGACCAGUGGAGUGAGCGGAAGCUUCAGGAGGAGCAGCUGAGAUCGAAAGAGUGCCAAAUUCAAGAAGUCCACCAAAAGCUGCGCAGACCAGCUCGGGAUGCAGAAGAAAAGGCAGCGGCAGAAGUGACCGGCAGCAAGGACCUGGUGCAGGUGACCUCUUCCAUCGUGGAGCCUCCCAGCACAAAAUCCGACGUGCAAUUUGCGAGCGGAACUCAGGAAAACUCGCGAAAUCGUGCAGAUCGGCGAGCUGGCCGCCAAACCUUGCAUAGCUGCCGAAUCCUGGGUGUGUCGCCAGAUGAUGGCCCGGAUUUGAUUCAGCAGCAGUACCGGCGUGGCGCUCUAAAACGCCAUCCGGACAAAGGUGGAAGCCACGACCAGUUCACACAGCUGCAAGCCGCCCGAGAUUACAUGGAGGCACGGCAAUCUGCACACGGCGACGACAUGGGCGGAGCGAGGAGACUGCAGGGAGAUCAGCGUGGUGCCCUGGGGCGUUUAAGACCUCCUGCCGAGGCCCAGCAGCCGGCGCCAGAGUCAGUCAAGGAGAUGGCUGCUAUCAGCUUGUGUGCAUCGCCACCGCCUAGCACAAGCAGUGCCCGCUCGCUACAACUGGGCGCCAGGUCCUCGUGCGCCAGCAGCGAGCUGGUGCCAUCGGCUCCGGUACAGCAGCUCAUGGUCAGACAAGAGCGAACGAUCAACUUGAACCCCGACCCGCCGCCAUACCCGAUCAAUGCAGCAUGCUCGAGCUUGAUGCAAGCAGCCCCGGCAACGACUCAAAAGGAAAGCGAGGCGAGCGAGAUGAUGCUGGAUUUGACAGGAGAGGUGCCGGUGCACAUCCCUUUCAGUCAGCCUCGCGGGCACCGGAAUGCCGUCCCCGAUGCGCCGCCCCCGCCCCGGGCACCUUCAGAACCAGCUUCUGAAAGUUGGGAUCCUGAGUCAGAGGACAUCUCCGACUCCAUGGAAGAUGUUCGAGCAGCCGCCAGCUCUCCGCAGGUGAACCACAGUCUGCGGCGUGGAGUGUCAUCGGCCUCGCAGAAGGCCGAAAGCUCGGUGGCUUUGCCGCCUGCGCCGGAGGCAGCUUCCCCUGCUGUUGAUCCUGGAGAGCAUCCACAUCGGCAUCGAACUUCCUCCAGAGCGAGUCAGGCGUCGUCGAGUGAGGAGGCAGGCCAUGGACCCCAGCGACGAUCUCCUGGCUGGCACACCAUUGAUAGCUGCGAGGUGCUGGGAGUAACACCAGACGAUGGCUAUGAAUCGAUACAGAAGCAGUACCGGCAGAAAGCUCUUCGACACCACCCGGACAAGGGCGGCCGUGCUUCUCUCUUCCGGCAGCUGCACGAUGCUCGAGAUUAUCUUUCUUCCAAACAGCCGGCACGGUGGCAACGGCCAGCCCACUCGGAGAGCAGGCCCCAUCAGCCACCAGCCACUAGCCGGGCGCGCAAGCCCGCCUCUCAAGCUGUGCCAGAGGUGCAAGAACCCCUCUGCUCAUCUGUGCGAGAGAAGGCGCCCAGCGACUACAGCAGCUUCGAUACCGUCGAGAUCAAGUCCCGCCGAUGGCAGCGGAUGACGGGAUCAACGGUAUGCCCGCAAUCUCCGCGGAAUACGAGCUCUUCGCUGUCCGAUGAUGGCACGUUGGGACACCCCUCACCUGUUUCGGGACAUGUGCAGCAGGCCCUCCUUCCUGUGCCUGGGUACUAUGACGACGAUGGAGGCUCUCCUCGAGGCCCAGCGGCACAGGCUCCGGUUCGAGCUACUCCGAGGCAAGGAGGUCACAGCGUUCACUGGGAAGGCAGCUUCUCUCCGCAGGCCCGUGCACCCGAGGCGUGGUCAGAUCGAAGCGGCGCAUGCAGCCGACAAGCCCUGGAGUCGAGUGUGCAAGCUCACUUGAGAACCAUGGAUGCACACUGUGCUGCCCUGACAGACACAUACCAUCGCCUGGCGAGCCUGCAUGGAGAGCUUGGCCAAGUGUUUGUGGACCUGCAGCACGCCUGGGCACCUUUGCAUGACGAGGCGGCUCCAGCCUAG